AUGAAGUUCCAGGUUCUCGCCGCCGCUGGCCUCGUUGCCGCUGCCAACGCCGCCUCCAACGGCACCUUCACCACCACCCAGGUUGUGACCGCCUACACCACCUACUGCCCCGAGCCUACCAAGAUCACCCAGGGCAACGUCACCUACACCGUCACCAAGCCCACCACCCUGACCAUCACCAACUGCCCUUGCACCAUCACCAAGGUCCACACCACCGGCUUCAAGAACAGCACUGUUCCCGUUGUUCCUACCACCACCCCUGCCGGCAACACCCCCGUCAACCCCACCAAGCCUCCUACCGUCACCGCUGCCGCCGCCAAGGUCGGCUCCGGCCUCGGCCUGGUCGCUGGUAUUGCCGCUCUUGUCCUGUAA
Messenger RNA from Thyridium curvatum, 372 nucleotides. RefSeq lists its product as uncharacterized. Gene Ontology annotation, cellular component: fungal-type cell wall. The record is from RefSeq and is a predicted model, not a curated record. The transcript is spliced from 2 exons. Bases 1 to 372 code for a protein of 123 amino acids. Gene Ontology annotation, molecular function: structural constituent of cell wall. NCBI's taxonomy places the organism in Eukaryota, Fungi, Ascomycota, Sordariomycetes, Thyridiales, Thyridiaceae. Gene Ontology annotation, biological process: fungal-type cell wall organization.